CGCUGACUGCGACGCUUCCGCCACCUACAUCACCCACCGCGAUUCCUUCAUCAUCCCAAAGUAUACACCGUUAACCCACGUCGCCCGUUGCUCAAGAAAACUCUAUCACACACGGCCCGCACUGUUGAUCCUUUCCCGUUCAAAUACCACAUACCCUCUGCGGUGGUACCGAGUCAGUCGGCGGCCACCGACCGUACCCAGCAGCACUCAUAUUAUUCGACCACCACUGUCUAUGCACGGGCCACUAGUUCAUAGGGUCAAUCUGACUUUUCCACCUCGCCGAAUAGCAAGACGGGACCAUGUCUACGCAGCGUGGAAAGACUGCUAGAAGGUGAAAGCGGUUCUAGGUUGGUGCUCAAUCGCCACUGAUCAAUCGAACCAGGCAUACUGCUGCUCCAGCGGCAAUAACACCCACAACCAACAUUUGCAAUGCUCCUCCCGUGCAAGCCUGGUAGUUCUCCUUCCCAGUCCAGCCCCGAACGACUCCAGUCUUGACAUAUCCAAAAAUCAGCAGCACCACUGCCAUUAGCCCAAUGCUCCACCACAAUCCGGCCAGAACAUUAUUGCGGGCAACAAUGAAAUAUGGUAUCAACGGAAUAAAGCCACCGGUGAAAUAGCUGAUACCGAGUGUAAGUGCUGAGAGAUAGGGUCGACCCGUGUCUGGCUUGGAUGCUUGGAAAUGGUUCCGCAUGAGAAAGUCUUUGAGCAGCGGAGUUGACGCUUCCAUGUGAUCUGCCACUCGUUUCGUCUCUUCUGUCGACAGUCCAAAUUGUUCGAAAUACUCCUGGACAAAGGCUCUUGCUGCUUGCGGUUCGUGCAGGAGGAGUUGAUUGCAGUUACGGUCUGUGGCGUUGAAAGAUUCACUGUCCUUGGUCAGUGUAUGCGAAAAGAAUGGAGCGAUUCACAUGUUUGGACAUACCUUUCGCUUUUGGCACCAACGUAUCCUCCGAGUCCCAUUGAUAUUGCUCCCGCAAUCAGCUCUGCGAGCCCUCCCAGGAUAACCACUCUGGUGUCUCCUAGAGCCGUCAGACCAGCGGUGAGAGCGAACGGAACAGUGAGUCCAUCAGAAAGCCCCAGAAUUGCAUCGGAGACGACCCGCGCGUUGAUGCGGAAGUCCCAAUCGGGCCAAAACCAUCUCCGACGUCGUUGCGAGCUUUUGUCUGAAAGGAAGACAGAUGCCGUCUGGUCACGUGGAUUUUCUUGGAGCGUUGACGUCCUGGAUAGAAGCGGGCGGUUGGCUUCGAGGUCUGCUGCUGUGGGAAGUGUUUGCCUUUCCUGGCCCGGUGAGUUGAAAUUUGGGACCCUCUCGGAGUGCCAUUUCUCAGGUGCCAUGCUGGUAUAUAAUCUCGUUGACCUGAACUCGCCGGCGGUGUGAGGGGACGGGACAAAAUGUGCGGCUCUUGGUGCCAAUGCUCGCUUCAGACAGGGCGUUGAAUGGUUUUCGUGAAGGACCUCGAAACAAAGACUCUCAGCUGUCUUCUUGUCUUAUAUGAUUAUGAGGAGUUGAGGAGUUGAGGAGUUGCUGUGAGUGUUACUCCUGAGGGUGAAGGAAACGGCAAAGGGCUCUAGCCAGCCAAUCAGAAAGCGCGUAAAUGUCAGCGACAGAUCUUUGUCACUUCGGAUGUCCAAGUGCAGCUGAGACCGCAACUUACAU
Cladophialophora immunda is the source of this 1654-nucleotide messenger RNA. RefSeq lists its product as uncharacterized. The coding region runs from base 881 to 1375 and encodes 164 amino acids. The transcript is spliced from 2 exons. Lineage: Eukaryota; Fungi; Ascomycota; Eurotiomycetes; Chaetothyriales; Herpotrichiellaceae. The record is from RefSeq and is a predicted model, not a curated record.